AUGAGUGUACCUUAAGGAGGAGGAUUUAACUUUUAUCAGCCUAAAAAUCAAUCAUUUACCUAUAACCACCAUAGUGAUUAAGACAGUGACUUCUAAGACAAUAAUACAAACAAUAGUCACACAUAAAAUAACAAUCAUCAUGGAAAGAUAUUUUCACUGCAAUAUGAAAAUGGAUAAAUUCAAAAUCAUGAUAUGAAUAAUUCUUAAACAUUUAAUAGAAACCCCUAAAGAUUUUAGGAAGAAAUUAAGAUCCUAGAUCAUUAAGAGUAUGAUCUAAAUGAUGAAACAAAUUAGGAUCGAAGAACUGGAUUAUCCAAAAGAACUCUUGAUUCACCCGAUAAAUCUCUGAGGAAAAAGAAAAAGAAUAAACAAAAAUAUAAAGCUAAGAAGUUUGACUAAAAGCAAAUUGACAAUUAAAUUUUAGAUCAUUUACCAGACAUCAAUAUGAAUUCGAUAGGCUCUCCAAAUGGUAUUAAUAACGAUUUUAUUGAUGAAGAAGAUGACAACAACCAAAUACAUUAUUCUGACGCUAAACUAAGGUAAAACGAUCUUAGCACAAUAGUAGCUGAUAGAAUGAGUAAUUAUGAUCAUAAUAGAGCAGCCGUAAAUUACAUGAACAACAGUGAUUUAUCUUAUAAAGUUCCAGGAAUCAGCACUGCUAAGAAAAGCAACAAGAUUGCUCCUUUAGAGGGAAUGCAAUUCAAUGAAUAUAAAAAUGAAAAUCUUAGCAGUAAGUUUGAGUCAUCAACCAUACGCACAAAAGCUAAAGAGUUUGAUUAGUAUAGCGUGAGAAACUCCCUAGAUGGAGACCAAAGAUCUAAGUCUUCGCACUAUUCUCAACCUUAAAAUAAUGGAACUCGAGAAGUUGAAGAAGAAGAAUACGGGACUAAAAAAUAUCAAAAUGGACCACAUAUUUUAGAAGUUGUUCACGGUAGUGCUACUAAACACUUCAAUACCAACUCCCCUUUAGACUAGAGUGAAGCAAUUAGCAAUGAGAAAAGACACCACAAUCAAUAAAAUAGCCAGACAAAUAUCAUCCAAAAUUAAAUCGAAAAUUAUAAUGAAUUUACCUAAGUAUUCUAAACUGAUAAGAAGAGAGCAAAGCAACUCUUCCUUUACAUUACAGUUGCUGGCUCAAUUGUUCAAUCUUUAAAUCUUGCUUUUAACUAUACUCUAUACGCUGCUGGAAAUUUCUCAACUGUCUUAAUUUACGAUCUCUUUAAGGGAUUUCUUAUUUUGAGACCAACUUUAAUAGGAAUAUUUACCCUUUACUACACAUUCAUCAUCAUUAAGAAAAGUCUAUUAAGCGAAGAAAUAGAAUAUCGGGUAAGAGCGAUUGAUGCUGCAAGUAAUUCCAUAAAGAAAAGGCCAGCCAAUUAAUUCAAAUGCUUUCAUAUUAUAUUCUACAUUAUAUCCCUUCCAGUUUUGCUAUAUACGGGCUACAUUAGAUUAAUAAGAACAGAAAAAGUAUUAAUGUGGACUUAGGCUCAUUAUUUUAUUGAGAUGAUGUCUUAAACUAUUCCAUUGAUCUUAGUUUAGAUCUAUAAUCAUUAUGGAGACUAAUUCUAUACUUAUUAAGCUCUCGAUAUACUAUUCAUGUUUUUUUCUAGCUUAAGUAUUAUUGAUGCCCUUAUUGAGCUCUUCUUUAGCAGACAUAUAAUUAGAGACGGGAAGAAAAAAACACUAAUGGGAGUUAUCUUAAAGAAGAAAAAGACCAUAUUUUACAUUACUACCCUUACAGCUGCAUUAGGAUUGGUUGUUACAGCAGGAUUGUCAAUUAUUGUUGUGUUUAGCUUUGGAGUAAGAUAAUGUGGCUCAAACCAAUUUUAAAGUGGUCCCUUUUGCAUAGAUUGUAAUAAUACACUACCAAAUUGCGAUGAAUGCGAUGAUCCUUUCGUUUGCAAGAAUUGUGUCUUUGGAUUAUAUCCUGAGGGAUAAAGUGGAUAGUGUUUGCCUUGCUCUAUACCACUUGGAAAUACUUGCAAAGACUGCAAUUCAUAGAAUAGUUGCAGUUAAUGUGAAGUAGGAUUAUUUAUAGAGAAUGGAAGAUGCUAGAACUGUGGAAAUGGCUGUACUGACUGCUCUGGAACUACCUGCUCUUCAUGUAUUAAAGGCUAUACAAUGAUAAAUGGCUCAUGCAAAAAAUGCUCAGAUUUGAUUGAUUAUUGUGAUGAGUGCUCUUCUGCUUCUAAGUGUACAGUAUGUCAAGGUAAUUAAUUGUCUGUAUAAUCAGAUGGUAAAUGUGGGUGUAAAGCUGGACUAUAAGCUUACUAUAACACUACAACUUAAUAAUGCAGCUGCUACUCAGGGUAUUUUAUGAGGAACUAGACAUGCGGUGAUUGUGAUUCUACUAUUUCCGGCUGCUAAAAUUGUGUUGGGCCAAAUAAACUAUCAACUGGACUAAUUCUUGAUGACGGCUAAAAGCUUUAAUGCAACAAUUGCGGUUACUAUAACUACUUGAGCACAGUAAAUUAGACUUGCCUUUUAUGUGAAAAGAAAUUUGUUGGUUGUGGUAACUGUGGAUUAGAUGGCACAGCUUGUGCAAAAUGUUUGCCAACCCAUUUGAAAUAAACUGUGAGUGGCAAAUCAGUAUGCACACCAUGCUAUAAUGUUAUAAAGGGUUGUGAAAAAUGUGUAAGUGAAAGUUCUUGUUCCUUAUGUCUUUCAGACUACAAUAUGAUAUUUGGUGUAUGCUGGAAGAAGCUAUUUUGA
Stylonychia lemnae is the source of this 2712-nucleotide messenger RNA. The record is from the annotation of a GenBank genome assembly. Lineage: Eukaryota; Ciliophora; Spirotrichea; Sporadotrichida; Oxytrichidae.